AUGGAGAAAGGACUCCGUGUUUUCACGCCUAUUGGCAUGCUUGGUUACGGUUUCAGUGAAACAAUAUUUUGGGAUACCCUCAAACAAGGAGUGGAUGCCAUCAUCUUGGACAGUGGCUCAACCGACAGUGGGCCGUCGAAGUUGGCCCUUGGCAAGCCGACCGUGUCGAAGCAGUCGUACGAACGAGAUCUGGCCCUUUUGGUCGCUGGUGUCCAUCAUUACCAGAAGCCGCUGUUGAUAGGAUCUGCAGGCGGAGACGGGUCUAACUCUGGAGUCGAUCUCCUUGUCGGCAUAAUAAAAAACAUCAUCGAGCGAGAGGGUUAUCGACCCAUGAAAGUCGUUCACAUCUACUCAGAAAUCGACAAAGGAAUCGUGCGAACAAAACAUAAAGCAAGACUAAUUCGACCAUGUAGUAGCGCUGUGCCAGAGCUGAAAUACGAUGACAUUGACCAUGCAACCAAGAUUGUUGCCCAGAUGGGCAUGGAACCCUGGUUGAAGGCCAUGGAGCAACACCCGGACUUUGAUAUCAUCGUGGGAGGGCGGACAUACGAUCCAACGCCCUACGCAGCGUUCUGCGUUCUCAACGGUAUCACAAAUCUCGGUGUAGCUUAUCACAUGGGCAAGAUCAUGGAGUGCGGAGCUCUAUGCUCGACGCCGAAGAGUCAGUCAGCCUUGGCCAUUGUUCGCCACGACGACUUCGAGGUGACCCCACUGGAUCCUUUGUCACGAUGCACGGAGGUCUCGGUUGCAGCUCAUACGCUGUACGAAAAGACCAGGCCAGAUAUUCUCCUGGGCCCGGGCGGCGCCCUCCACCUGGAGACGGCCAAAUACGAACAACUACCAGACGCGAGAAGUGUCAGGGUUUGGGGCGCGUCUUUCGUGCCGGAAGAGCAGUAUACGGUGAAAUUAGAAGCCGGAAAGGUCGUGGGAUACCACAGCAUGUGCUUUGGGGGGAUCCGAGACCCUAUUUUGAUCUCUCAGAUCGACGAAUACCUUCGCAGAGGCAAAGAACUGGUCACCCAGAAUGUCAACUAUCCCUUCGAGCUGGAGUUCCGGGUGUAUGGCAAGAAUGCUGUCUUGGGUCCGUUAGAAUUGCGGUCGGAACCUCCAUACGAGGUGUGUGUAUGCGCACAUGCUCUGGCGGGCACGCAAGACGAGGCCACUAACGUGGUGCAUCUCGCCAGGGUCUUUCUGAUGCAUUCAUCGUACCCUCACCAGCGCGCGACCGCCGGAAACUUUGCCAUGCCGUAUGCACCCCUCGAUAUCCCUCUAGGACAGAUUUCAGAGUUUUGUAUCUAUCAUCUCAUGCCAGUGACUGAUCCGACCGAGUAUUUCCCCAUCUACGAGCAGACAAUCCGAGGACCCACUGGCAAGUCACUCAGCACUGGGCCGCAGCAGCUUCCUCCGCCCAUACCCGAGCCCAAUGGCCACGUCAACGCAUCACCUCCGGCAGAAGCAACGGAGUUUCUGGGGGGAAAGCCGAAGCCAAAGCUCAGUGGGCACACUACUGCAAACCCACAGGUUGCGGAGGGGAACCCGACCUCCGUCCUCCUCAAGGAGCCACCUCCUGGCCACGUUUUUCUGGCAGACCUGGCCACGUACAUCCGGAGCAAGAAUGCAGGGCCUUACGAGCUGACAUUUGACGUGAUCUUCUCGGACGAAAAGUCCAAGGACAUGGUGAAGGCCACCAACGUACUGACCCGAGCAACAGUGGCUCAACUUUAUGGAAUACAAGAGGAGGAUGUCAUAGCCAGCCUGUGGUGGGAUCCAGCAUUGGCGUUCAAAGCCACCAUCAAGCGGCCACGAGUAAGCGGUGGGGUUUGGGAGCAUGAUGCACACGGAGCACAACAGCACGUACCGCUGAUGGAGUUGGCUGUGCCGGUCUCAUCUUGA
Exophiala xenobiotica is the source of this 1893-nucleotide messenger RNA. RefSeq lists its product as uncharacterized. NCBI's taxonomy places the organism in Eukaryota, Fungi, Ascomycota, Eurotiomycetes, Chaetothyriales, Herpotrichiellaceae. The record is from RefSeq and is a predicted model, not a curated record. The coding region runs from base 1 to 1893 and encodes 630 amino acids. The transcript has 2 exons.